UCAUUGUGCUCCCAGCCGCCUAGGAAGCAAGUUGUAUUUGUCCACCGUUACCCGUUAUCAACUUAUCCGCAAUGAGUCUAAAUCCACUGGCAGGCAUCGGUCGUGCAAAUGGCCAGAAGGAGUCCGGUCUCAAUCUUAAGAGCACACUGGUCCAGGCCAUCAUCCUGUUGGUGGCCUGUGUCCUAUUCGGAGCCAAUCUGAACUAUGCCUCCUUUCCACCCGGCACUGUGAUCGAUAUCAAGCUGGGCGAUGUCACCCUGGAGCAGUUCAGCUAUGUGCCAACACGCGAUGGAUACGAGUUCAACUACACCCUUCCCGAUGGCACUUUCCGCGAUGAGAUUGGCAAAGUGCUGACUGGAUCCUCGGCUGCCCAGGAUCUGGAAAAUGCCAAUAAUCUGGCCAAGAACCAUCGUCCCUCCCGUGAACAGGGCCUGAAGGUGCGCAAGCUCUCAGGAAAAUCGCUUUCCUCUCUGGCGGGUUAAGAGAACGUUUCCUAUUAACUAACUUUCCAUCACGAAUUUAUUACAACAGUCUGCCAACUGUUUUAGGCUAGUGUUUAAGAUGAGCUGUUGUCCAAGCUGCAAGCAAUAAAAAAACAAAACAAAAAUAA
Messenger RNA from Drosophila kikkawai, 610 nucleotides. RefSeq lists its product as uncharacterized. The record is from RefSeq and is a predicted model, not a curated record. Lineage: Eukaryota; Metazoa; Arthropoda; Insecta; Diptera; Drosophilidae.